Molecule: messenger RNA, 207 nt
Organism: Podospora bellae-mahoneyi
Lineage: Eukaryota; Fungi; Ascomycota; Sordariomycetes; Sordariales; Podosporaceae
Exons: 2
Coding region: 1-207 (68 amino acids)
Source: RefSeq, a predicted model, not a curated record
AUGUUGGCUUUCCGAACAGCUUCUUCACUCCACACAAGCAUUUGUCUAAGUUCUCAUCCGGCACCGGGCAUCCAAUCCUCUGCUGGCAGCCAAACCCAGGAUCGGCCCCUCCACAGCAGGUCACAAAGGCCAAGGCGUGAUCAUGGUUCGUGCCGGGGCAAAGCUGAAGGUAAAGUGUUGGGACCUGCGAGACUGGGUGAGGCAUGA